UGCUGGAGUCCCAUUCAACAGCCCAAUUUUCUCCGGUUUUCUGAUCACACUAUUAGUCCUUUAGGGAUUCACAUAUUUUGUGUGUUUUUUAACUAAUCAGUCCCAUUCAGUGAAAGUUUAGUCUUUUUCUCUUGUUAGAUAUCUCCAUAACCUAGAUGCAUUCUCCAAAGGAGGAGCAGAGUAACCCUCUGAAAAGAAGUUUCAGUGAGAUGAACUCAGCAGACCCAUCACCUGAUAUGAUUGUUGUAGAUGGAAAUAAUGCUGCUAUGGAAGACCAUUCUUCAUCUUCAAAACCAGAGGAAUUAAACCCCAGAGGGUAUCAAUUGCAGGUGUAUGAGGUUGCAAAGAGAAGAAACAUAAUAGCAGUGUUGGAUACAGGUGUAGGGAAGACAAUGAUAGCUGUGAUGCUCAUCAAAGAUUUUGGUGAAGCUUUUAAGUCUGGUGACAGUAAAAAGUUGAUUGUUUUCUUGGCCCCCACUGUCCAUCUAGUUAACCAGCAAUUUGAAUACAUAAAAGAUCAUACAAGUUUGGAAGUUAAGCAGUAUUAUGGAGCCAUGGGGGUUGAUGAAUGGACCUCGGAUUGUUGGGAGAAAGAAGUAAAGGGUCAUGAUGUUCUGGUGAUGACACCACAAAUUCUAUUGGAUACCUUAAGGAAGGCAUUCUUGAGUCUAGAGAUGGUGUCCUUAUUGAUAAUAGAUGAGUGCCACCGUGCUACUGGCAACCAUCCAUAUGCGAGAAUAAUGAAGGAAUUUUAUCACAAAUCCAAGAACAAGCCGAAGAUUUUUGGAAUGACAGCAUCACCUGUAGUUAGCAAGGGUGUCUCCUCCAGCGAUGAUUGUGAGGGUCAAAUGUCAGAACUUGAAAGUGUUUUGGAUUGCUUGAUAUAUACCAUUGAAGACAGGACAGAGAUGGAAACAUAUGUUCCGACUGCUAAGGAAAGUUGUAGGUUUUAUGAUCCAGCGAAAUUUUCUAGUUCAGAUUUGAAAGCAAUGGUAGAAGCCUCUCGGUUAAAGACCGACGUAUCAUUGAUGAAGUUGCAAGACUCACUGCAAGUUUCUUAUAAAGACUUGGAUGAUAAGCUUAAAGCACUACAAAAGCGAUUAUCAAAUGAAAAUGCUAAGAUUCUGCAUUGUCUUGACAAUCUUGGUCUCGUAUGUGCUUAUGAGGCUGUUAACGUCUGUCUAGAGAACAUCAUUGACACCAAAGAGGAAUGUGAAGCAUAUAGAGAAAGUGUGUUGCAGUGGCAAAAUUUCCUUGAGGAAGUCCGAUGCUUAAUUGGGGAGUCCCUUCCCCUCGGCGAUAAAGGUUUUCUGAAUUCCGGAUUUGACUAUUUAAAGGCAGUAGAUCUUGGCUAUAUUUCUCCAAAACUGCAUGAACUACUUCAACUUUUCCAAUCAUUCGGAGAAACUAGACAAGUAUCGUGCCUGAUUUUUGUUGAAAGAAUUAUUACUGCUAAAGUAAUUGAAAGAUUUGUGAAGAAAGUGAGCUAUUUAUCACAUUUCAUGGUAUCAUAUAUGACUGGAAGUAAUACAUCAGUUGAUUCCCUGGCACCAAAAGCAAAGGAAACCUUGGAGUCAUUUCGAUCUGGGAAGGUGAACCUAUUAUUUACUACUGAUGUGGUUGAGGAAGGAAUUCAUGUACCAAACUGCUGGUAUGUGAUACGUUUCGACCUGCCAAAGACAGUCCGGAGUUAUAUACAAUCUCGAGGAAGAGCUAGGAAGAACAAUUCUGAAUUCAUCAUGAUGCUUGAGAGGGGAAAUUUGAAACAAAGAAAUCAAAUAUAUGAUUUAAUCAGGAGUGAGUACUCAAUGACAAAUACAGCAAUUAAAAGAGAUCCUGAUUCUCAUCUAUGCAUUCUAAAAAAUUGUUCCUUUGAAGAACCCAAUACUUUUGUUGUGGAUGCUACGGGAGCUUCAGUUACUGCAGAUUCUGCUGUUAGCCUCAUCCAUAGAUAUUGUGGAAAGCUCCCUGGUGACAAAUAUUACACGCCAAAGCCAAGUUUCGAGUUCACAUCUUCUGAAGGAUUAUAUGAGUGUAAAUUAACAUUACCUGUUAAUGCAGCCUUUCACACAAUAGCUGGUCCACUGUCUAGGAAUUCUCAUUUAGCAAAGCAGCUUGUAUGCUUAGAAGCAUGUAAGCAGCUUCAUCAAGUGGGUGCCUUGAAUGAUCAUCUUAUUCCAUCCAUCGAAGGGCCUUCAGAAAAUGCUAUUGUUUCUAAAGGAAAGGAUUCUGAUUCUGGUGCAGGUGCAGGAACUACAAAACGUAAGGAGCUUCAUGGAACAACUUGCAUUCAGGCUUUAUGCGGAAGCUGGGGAGAAAAAUCCGAUGAUGCUGUUUUCUUUGGCUAUAAAUUUGACUUCAAAUGCAAUAUCGUUACUGUGAUUUAUUCCCAAUUUGUUCUUCUAAUUGAAUCAAAGCUUGCAGCUGAUGUGGGGAAUACUGAAAUGGAUCUUUACUUGAUUGGAAAGACGGCUAAGGCUAGUGUUUCUUCCUGUGGGCAAGUGCAUUUGAAUGCAGAACAGAUGAUGGAAGCAAAGCGCUUUCAGGUUUUCUUCAAUGGCUUGUUUGGAAAGUUAUUUGUUGGAUCUAAAUCAUCUGGAACACCUAGAGAAUUUCUUCUUCGUGAUAAAACAAGCUCUUUGUGGAGUCCAUCCCAUAUGUAUUUGCUUUUACCCCUUGAGGAUUGUUCAGCUAAUGAAUUGAGAAUAAACUGGCCUGCGAUAAUAUCUUGUACAUUUGCUGCAGACUUUUUAAAUAAAAAUUCUUUGUUAGGCACAGAGCAAUAUGAUGGUGAUAGAAGCAAUCCAUCAUUUAACCAUACUGGUUCACCUGUGGCAGACUAUGAGGAAACCAAUAUGAUUCACUUUGCUAACAGUUCAGUUGAUGUUAACGGUCUUAGAAAUAAGGUAGUACUGGCUAUUCACACUGGAAGAAUCUACUGCGUCAUUGAGGCUGUGAGUGAUAUAACCGCCGGCAGUUCGUUUGAUGAAACUGUUGAUAAGGUCUCAUCAGGGUUUGCUUCCUUCUCUGAAUACUUCUGCAAAAAGUAUGGGAUUGUGCUGAAACAUCCACGACAGCCUUUGUUGCUGUUAAAGCAGAGCCAUAACCCGCACAAUUUGCUUGUGAAUUUUAAUGAUGAAGGUGUUUCGGCUAAAGCAUCACAAGCUGGCGUGGUUAACGAAAAGCCACGCUUCCAUGUCCACACCCCUGAGCUUUUGCUUGCCCUUGAUGUCCCAGUAAGUGUUCUAAAAGCACUUUACUUACUGCCAUCAGUAAUGCACCGGCUGGAGUCGUUAAUGUUGGCUAACCAACUUAGAGAAGAGAUCAAUUUUCAUUCUAGCAACGUCGAUAUUCCAAGCUCAAUGAUCCUGGAAGCAUUGACAACACUUAGAUGUUGUGAAAGUUUUUCCAUGGAAAGAUUGGAAUUACUUGGGGAUUCAGUUCUGAAGUACACUGUUAGCUGCACAGUUUUUCUUAAAUAUCCCAGCAAACAUGAGGGACAAUUAUCUUCGAGGCGUUCAUUGGCAGUAUGUAAUUCAACCCUGCAUAAGUUGGGAACUGACCACAAAAUACAGGGAUACAUUAGGGACGGUGCUUUUGAUCCCCGUCGCUGGGUUGCUCCCGGACAACAAUCUCUUCGCCCGGUUCCUUGCAAGUGUGGAGUGGAAUCUCUAGAAGUUCCUUUGGAUAAAACUUUUCAGACCGAAGACCCCAAAAUUAAGGUUGGAAAAUCAUGUGAUAGAGGCCACCGAUGGAUGUGUUCAAAAACCGUAUCAGAUUGUGUUGAAGCUCUCAUAGGAGCAUACUUCGUAAGUGGUGGACUUGUUGCUGCCCUUCAUGUGAUGAAGUGGCUCGGGGUUGAUGCUGAACUUGAUCCCUCUAUGGUUUCUGAAGUCAUUAAUCAAGCAUCCCUGCGAAAUUAUCUACCCAGUAAUGAAAUCCACGAUAUAGAGUCAAAAGUUGGCUACAACUUUUCUGUUAAGUUCCUCUUACAGGAGGCCUUGACACAUGAAUCUGCGCAUGAGUUCUACUGUUACCAGAGGCUCGAAUUUCUUGGUGAUUCUGUGUUGGACUUGCUGAUCACCCAAUAUCUCUACCACAAUCACACUGAUAUAGAUCCAGGAGAGUUGACCGACCUGCGGUCCGCUACAGUUAAUAAUGAAAGUUUUGCUCAAGUUGCCGUGCGCCACAACCUUUAUAAACAUCUUCAACAUAGUUCAGCUCUACUAACAGACCAAAUAAGUGAAUAUGUACAAUCCUUCACUGAUUCUCAAAACACCACCAGAUCAGAUCCUGGGAUAAAAGGUCCCAAGGCUCUUGGAGACCUAGUUGAAAGUAUUGUUGGGGCAAUUCUGAUUGAUACGAACCUGAAUCUUGACGAAGUCUGGAGAAUUGUUGAACCACUGUUGUCUCCAAUUGUGACCCCAGAUAAGCUUGAACUGCCUCCGCUUCGGGAACUGAAUGAAUUAUGUGACUCUCUUGGAUAUUUUAUCAAGGAAAAAUGUGCAAAUAUGGGGGAAGUGGUGCAUGCCGAGCUUCUAUUGCAGCUAGAUCAUGACCUGUUGGUCGGAGAGGGGUUUGAUAGAAGUAGAAAAGUAGCGAAAGGAAAAGCAGCUUCGAAUUUGUUGAAGCAACUUGAGAACAGAGGAAUCUCCCGUAAGAGAAAGAAACAUGACUGUGCGGAUUCAAAUCAAACCGUUGAUGAUGAAUCGUUAGAACCAACAAUCCAUAAGAGGCAAAAGAGACCCGAAACUCAGUUGCUUGAUGAUUCGAAGGUAGCAUGCGGUGCUACCCCUGCCACCCCAGUUAUGGUAACGAUAAAGACAAAGAAAGGAGGACCAAGGAGUACGCUUUUCGAGCUGUGUAAGAAACUGCUAUGGCCUAUGCCUACAAUCCAACCAACAGAACACAAAUCAAGCACUCCAAUGGAAAUCGGCGAAGGUACCGAGAGAAGAAAAGGGUUUAUCAGCUUUGUGUCGAAAAUCACCUUGAAUGUCCCGGGAUAUGACAUUAUGGAAUGCUCUGGUGACACAAAAGCUGACAAGAAAAGUUCUAUGGAUUCUGCGGCACUAUUUAUGCUUUACGAGCUUGAACAGCGUGGGAAGAUUGUUAUCGAGGAAACCUUGGAAUUCUAAUUCAAGAUGGUCGAGAAUGCCAUGGAAGGUGAUGUUUGCUAUCUAUCUUUUCUGCCCCGAUACUGAGUCGCAACAAAAUAUCAAUCUACUUGUGUAAAUUGCCCAUAGUCCAACAUGCCAUGCUAAUGAAUACUUCAUCUCUUCCAUUAGAACUCCCAAAGAAAUCAAUUCUUUUGAAAAUCAGGCCUUCGCAGUCUGCCGUAGCUUUCGGUUGGCAUAAACAAUUGUAGACGCCGUAAUGCAAAAAUGUUGAGCCAUCGACGCUGAAUAUAUGUUCAAAUUGGCCAA
Molecule: messenger RNA, 5423 nt
Organism: Hibiscus syriacus
Lineage: Eukaryota; Viridiplantae; Streptophyta; Magnoliopsida; Malvales; Malvaceae
Product: endoribonuclease Dicer homolog 3-like
Biological process (GO): siRNA processing
Cellular component (GO): nucleus; cytoplasm
Molecular function (GO): ATP binding; ribonuclease III activity; protein binding
Source: RefSeq, a predicted model, not a curated record